Molecule: messenger RNA, 1907 nt
Organism: Mercenaria mercenaria
Lineage: Eukaryota; Metazoa; Mollusca; Bivalvia; Venerida; Veneridae
Exons: 1
Coding region: 274-1365 (363 amino acids)
Source: RefSeq, a predicted model, not a curated record
GCCCCAAUCAAAAGAACUGUAUUUGUCGGAUCAAGAAUGUAGUGAUCUCGAGGAUAGAGAAGAUCCUGGAUCUGUGGAAGAAUACGUUGAAGAUGCUGAUUCCCUUGAUCCAGCAGAAAACAUUCAAGUAGAUCAAGAAAGAAGUGAAUUAACGCUAGAUAAUGAGGAAAGUGGUAGUGCUUUAAGUGAUGGGGAGAAUGCCGAUGUAGAAGAGAGUACAGAUAUGGACGCCAAACCAGGAGAACAGAUUCUGAAAGAGUUUGUCUUAAACUGAUGUAUAUUCAACUACUUUAUAAUGUCUCGUCUAAAGUUUUUGCUCUUAUUGUCAGUCUGGUGUUUGGCCUAUUGAAUAUAAUUGCAGAAACAUUCUGUGUGAAGGAACUGGCAGAUUUGCUUAGAGAUUGUUCAUUCAGUGUAUAUAAGAUAAAAAAAAUGCUUGGAUUGAACAAAGAUUUGUUUGAAGUUUUUGUUGUAUGCCCAUCAUGCAAUACUUCAUACAAACAGCAGGAUGCAGUGAAAAAGUCAUCAGCCGGUGUGCUUCAGUCCCGAAUAUGUACCUAUAAGCCAUACCCAUGGCAUCCCCAAAGGACAAAACGUGGAAUAUGUGGAACUGUUCUAAUGAAAAGAGUGAAAACUAAAGACAAGCGGGAAUAUCUUUCACCCAAAAAGUGCUAUCCAUAUGCAAGUAUAAUAACUUCUUUGAAGGAUUUCUUAUCUAGACAAGGUUUCUUAGAAAAAUGCAAUUUGUGGAAAAAAAGGAAGAUUGUUGAAGGACAAUAUGAAGAUGUAUAUGAUGGUAAGGUUUGGAAAGAUUUUCAGACAUUAGAUGGGAAACCAUUCCUUGAAGAUGGAAAGACAUUUGGACUAAUGUUAAAUGUUGAUUGGUUUCAGCCCUAUGAGCAUGUAGUUCAUUCAGUUGGAGUUAUAUAUUUGUCAAUAAUGAACCUGCCAAGAGAAGAGAGGUUUAGGGAAGAAAACCUUAUGGUUGUUGGAUUGAUACCAGGUCCCAAUGAGCCAGCAGGAAAUAUAAAUACUUUCUUAACCCCACUAGUGAAUGAGCUUAAGAAGCUUGAAAAAGGAGUGAACUUAUCAGGAAAUAUUUAUCGUGCUGCUUUACUUUGUGUUGCUGCUGAUUUACCAGCUGUCAGAAAGACGUGUGGUUUUCUGUCCUGUGCUGCUAAACAGGGCUGCUCAAAAUGCCUUAAAACAUUCAAGUGUGGUGGUUUUACAGAAAAAAUGGACUAUUCAGGAUAUGAACAACAUCCCUUGCGAAAUGGGGAGGUGCACAAAAAAAAGAGCAAAUGUGACUCAAAGACAAGUAACACCCUCGUCAAGGAAGCAGAAAGAAAUUAUAUUAUCCGCUAGGUACUCAGUUUUGAAUGAACUGCAGUACUUUGACCCAGUUCGUUUCCACAUUAUUGAUCCAAUGCAUAAUUUGUUACUUGGUACAGCAAAACAUAUGGUAACUGUUUGGAAAGAUAAUAAUCUGUUAACAAAUGAAUGCUUUGAGGCAAUUAAUGAGAUUCUCAAUGACAUUGUGGUUCCCCGAGACAUAGGCAGAAUACCAAACCAGAUUGCUACUAAACUUACAUCUCUUACUGCAGACCAAUGGAAACACUGGACGUGUAUUUAUUCAUUAUUUGCUUUGAAAGACAAACUAGGAGUUGAACAUUAUAAUUGUUGGAGUUGUUUUGUAUCUGUCUGCAGAUUACUUUGUAAACGUUCAGUUUCUCAACAGGAAAUUAAUGAUGCUCAAAGAUGCUUGUAUGUUUUUUUGAAUUCUUUUGAGAAACUGUAUGAUAAAUCAAAAUACUGUACACCAAAUAUGCACAUGCACACCCACUUGAAAACAUGUAUUGAAGACUUUGGCUCAGUUUAUAGUUUCUGGUGUUUCUCUUUUGAGAGAA